Messenger RNA from Cryptomeria japonica (Japanese cedar), 3902 nucleotides. RefSeq names its product disease resistance protein RPV1. The transcript has 5 exons. Gene Ontology annotation, molecular function: ADP binding. The record is from RefSeq and is a predicted model, not a curated record. NCBI's taxonomy places the organism in Eukaryota, Viridiplantae, Streptophyta, Pinopsida, Cupressales, Cupressaceae. The coding region runs from base 239 to 3865 and encodes 1208 amino acids. Gene Ontology annotation, biological process: defense response; signal transduction.
UGUGAGUGGGGUCUCUUAUCCGUUAUCCUUGUGCUCUCUCCACACAUAUUUCUACUACCAUUCUUUAUUUGACUUGAGCACAUUACCUACUCAUACAGGUUAUUUCUACCAUUUCACUCUAUUUGCUUGCAGACUUACCAUUCAUUGUCUUCUAUCUUUCCUCCCUCUGUUUUACAUAUUCUCUGAUGAUUGAUCUGCCUCUUAUCAAUUACUCUCCCCUUUCGUUCAUUUCCCUCCCAUGGCAACGCCCAAUGAGAGUAGCAACGCCUUUGAGGAAGUUGUGCCGAAAUUUUCAUCAUCUUCAAAACCAAGGAAAAGGGUGCCCUGCGAUAUAUUCAUAAAUCAUCGUGGCCCUGACACCAAGCACACACUGGCCACCUCUAUCUACCAUACCCUGAAACCUAUGGGACUUGAAGUUUUCUUAGAUGAUCUGGAGCUUGAACUGGGCGAUUUUAUACCAUCUGAAAUACAAGAUGCCAUGACUAAUUCUUUCCUUCAUAUUGCCAUAAUUUCGCCCAAAUAUGCAGAAUCUCCCUGGUGUUUAGCCGAAUUAUCAUUUGCGCUCAAAUCAGGCAAGAAAAUUAUUCCUGUCUUCUACAAAGUUGAUCCCAGUGAUAUUCGCUGGAUUGCCAAAGGAAAAGGAGUCUACAGUGAUGCAUUUUCCAUGCAUGAGGAAAGCGGCAGAUACAGUUCAGCAAAACUAGAAGAUUGGAAAUUGGCGCUGCAAAACGUUACAUAUGUUACUGGCUACAUUGUUAAAGAGAAUGAUGAUGAAGAGAAAGAGAAGUUGUUGAAGGCUAUUAAAGAUUAUAUAGAGAAGUACUCUCAAAAGAUGCCAUUACUGGUGGCCAAUUAUCCUAUGGGUCUUGAUGAAAUAUUACAAGACUUUGAAAGAAAUACAUUUGACUCUUUUAAAAGUAAAAAAAUUGUGGGGAUUGUUGGGAUGGGUGGAUGUGGUAAAACUACACUAGCAAAAGAAUAUUACAAUAGGACUAGAUUCUCCAUAUAUAAAUGCAGUUUUAUUCAUAAUGUCCGGGAUGGGUCAAAUAAAGAUUUGCAUAACAAGCAAAAAAAGAUGCUACAAGAUCUUGGUUUCAAUGAUGCAGAAAAAGUUGAUAAUGUAGAAAUGGGAAAAGCAAUUUUAGCAAAGCAUUUGAGUUCCGUUCAAGUGUUUAUCAUUUUAGAUGAUAUAGAUCAUCAAGAUCAACUAGAGUCUCUAUUGCCAAUAAAAGAUAGUCUUCAACAAGGAAGUGUGAUUGUUGUCACAAGUAGAGAAUCUGGGAUUCUAACAUCAUGGGGAAUCUCCUCCAUUUACAAGAUGAAAGAAUUAAAUCCCAAACAUGCCAUGAGACUAUUUUGUUGGCAUGCUUUCGAACAACCGACUCCAAUAAAUAGAUUUGAAAAUCUUGUACAAAAGUUUUUAAAAGUCUCCAAAGGAUUGCCCUUAUCCCUUAAGAUAUUAGGAGGUCUAGUUCAUGGAAUGCCCCAAGAUUAUUGGGAUUCUCAAUUAAACAAGGUUUCCAGAGUGUUGCCCAAAGACAUAAAAAGCAUACUAAAAGUUAGCUUUGAUGCACUAGAUAAGGAAGAAAAAGAGAUAUUUUUAGAUAUAUCUUGUUUCUUUAUAGGAAUGCCCGAAAAGUUGGCCGUCACAGUGUGGGAUGGGUCUGGAUGGAGUGGGUUGCAUAGUUUGACAAUACUGAAGAACAAGUGUCUGGUUGAGCUCGAUGAGCGGAAUUGCAUUGUUAUGCAUGAUCAUCUGAGAGAUUUGGGGAAAGAAAUUGUAUUGGAAAAAGAACUUGAUAAAUCUCCGUACCGUCUUUGGUCACCUCAGCAAAUUCGCGACAUUGAAAUAGAGGGGCAGGAAGGCGCGCUGAUUCGGGGGAUUAGGGGGAUUCGAGCAGAAACAGGUGAAUUUUAUGAAGAAUGUAUGGAGCUUGUGGAGCAUGUGAGAAGAUCACACAAAAGGUUUAAGCGGCAAUUAGAAAUCAUGGUUGUCGAAAACAACUAUUUUACAGAAGAAUUAGCUACACUAUCAGCAGGCCUUCUCUGGCUGAGAUGGGUUGACUUUCCGCACACAGCUCUUCCGCCAUGGCUUCCGUUGAAAAAGUUAAGAGUUUUAGAGCUUCAUGGUGCUGCCAAAUUAGAACAACUGUGGAGCGAGACUGCCGAUCCUCCUGUGCAGUUGAGAGAGCUGAUUAUCUCUGAUACCCAAAGAUUCCUGAGAUUUCCGAGCUCGAUAGGACGUCUACAGGAUUUGAAAAAGAUAUCAGUGUGGGGUAUCCCAUGGAGUAUCGAAGAUCUACCAGAAGAGUUUUGUGGGCUCCAAUCGCUGGAGCACCUGGAGUUGAGCGGAUGUGAGAAGCUUAAGUCACUGCCUAGCAAGUUCGGCAAUUUGAAAAACCUGCGGCAUCUGAGUUUGAGUGGUGCUGCGUUCAUGAUGUUGCCAGCUUCAUUCAAGCAACUCAUAAAUUUGCAAUACAUUUAUUUAUAUGGUUGCUUCAAGCUCACCUUGCAGCCGGACAUUCUUGAAAAUAUGACAAAGCUGGAGGCUAUUAAUGUUUUUGGAUGUGAAUUGCAGAGGUUGCCAUCUCAAAUCACAAAUCAGGGAUCACUCAAAAAUCUGGAAGUGGGUUCGGCAAGCUUAAUGGAAUUGCCAAAUAACAUUGGUCAACUGAGCAAACUGGAAGAGCUGAUAAUAAGAAGCAGUUCAUUGAAAACUUUACCAUCUUCUAUUGGGAAUUUGUACUCCUUGACCAUUCUUGAAAUUUGUUCUUCUAAGUUGGAAUCCUUACCAGAAGCACUUACGCAGCUUACUAGCCUUCAUAGUCUAAAUAUUCGGGAGUGCCCCCUAAAAGAAUUGGAUAUCCUCUCGGGUUCCUUUUCUUCUUCGUUGUGCAGCCUUAGAUUUAUAAAUUUGCAAGAGACUCUUGUGUCGAGAAUAUCAAUUUCUGAACAAUGUUGCCCCAGCCUGGAAUCUCUAUCACUUAGGGAAAAUCACCGGUUAGUAGAGAUAGAUAGCUUGCCGAUAUCAGUGAAGGCCAUAGUUUUGAGAAAUUGUGAAAAGCUGAAAAGCAUAAGCGGUGUUUGUGGCCUGGUCAAUCUUGAGGAGCUGGUUUUGAAAUACUGUGGGGAGGAAUUACAAGAGCUUCCAAAUUUUGAAGAACUUGUCUCACUCAAAGAAUUUGAAAUCACAGAUUCUGCUGAACAGCUGAAGAUUAUAGAAGGCUUCGAAUAUUGCAGGUCAUUGGAGACAUUGAUAGCAUACACUUGGUGGAAGGUACCAGUUAUAAAAAGUCUGGAGAAUAUGGAGAGUUUGAGAAGAGUAGAACUCUUAGCAUGGAAUGACAUAUCGUCAUUAGAACCUUGCCUUCAAACUAUUAAGAAAUGGCCAUCAGAAUGUAUAAUAUGUGCAAAGGCAGGGAGUGGUGUGGAGGCAGCUCUGAAGUCAUUCAGCUUCCCGGGUCUCACUUUAUUUGACUCAUGCAAAUGGAAGGGGAAGAACAUUCAACUGACGUUGAAAUGUGGGCACAGACAUUCCAACAACGCGGCAGCAAUGUUUUGCUUUGUUAUAAAUUCCAUUUCCCAUUACACCCAUUUAUGCUUGUGGGGUUUGGCUGCGCCGCCAAUGGUGGUGAAACCAGGGAAAUGGGUAUGGAUAGGUGUUUUCACACAAUCUUCUCCUUUAGGAAGGAACGAGGAAUUUUUGCUAGAUAAAUGGGGUUACAAUGUACCAGAUGACGAAGACGGGGGUACUGAAGAAGAUAUGGGAAUGUUAAUGAUGGGCGAGGAAGAAAGGGUUGUGGAAGCUUUCUACCAAUUACUACAAUAUUUGGGAAAAUUAUGUGACAGGAGUAUGAAUCUAUGAUAAUUAUAAUACAUUAUUAAAUAAUAGAUUUUUAAUA